AUGGUAAAAGAAUGUAAAACAGAUCAGAAUAAAUUAAAAUGUAGAGACUGCGAAAAAACAGGGCAUCUCAAAAAAGUUUGCAUUGCAACUUUAUUAGCGAACAAAAAUAGAUCAACGGCAGAUACGAAUUAUAUUCAAGAUCAACCAGAAGAUGAAUCAGAUAUGGAAGAAAUAUUUGGUGUCAACAAAAUUUUUGAUAUUUUUGAAAAUCGAACAAAUACUGAUUCGAAGAAAUUUUUUGCUACAGUCUUCAUCGAAGGAAAACAUCAGAAAUUUGAAGUAGAUUUAGGGGCAGGAUUUACUUUGUUACCAGAAUCAAGUUAA
Messenger RNA from Psylliodes chrysocephalus, 324 nucleotides. NCBI's taxonomy places the organism in Eukaryota, Metazoa, Arthropoda, Insecta, Coleoptera, Chrysomelidae. The record is from the annotation of a GenBank genome assembly.